Messenger RNA from Protopolystoma xenopodis, 1458 nucleotides. The record is from the annotation of a GenBank genome assembly. Lineage: Eukaryota; Metazoa; Platyhelminthes; Monogenea; Polystomatidea; Polystomatidae.
AUGCUUGAGCAAGAAUUCGAUAUCUGUGGAAAGGAGAAAUCUCCUCCUGCUUAUACACCUCAACAAGAUUGCAGCAAGAAUACGAGUUUAAUAUGCUCUCAAAUCCAACAUAAACCAAGUUAUGUGGCAUCACGGCUUCUUACCGAAGGGACAAUACCACCCGAUUCUACUCAUUCACGUAGAAAUAUCGACUGUGAUCAGCGACCAACUACCUCUGCCUUCAGCACUCGAAUUGGUCUCACUAAAGGAGUAACCGAGCCACAUCAAACUACUGAAAGCUUUUCAUUUGCUCGUAUGACCGGAGGGAAUUUUUCAAUGUGUACACCAUUAUCCACCAAGGCCCAGAAUCUCCAAAAUAUUGACACUACUUUAGCGUGGAGAAAUGAUUCAGCUGCUAGGCAAAAUUGUUUCUUUCAUCUACCCCCUGCACAAGCACAGCAAGAACUAGUUUCUUCGGAACAAAAUUCGUGUUUUAUGGACCAACCUGAGCUUUCCUCGCAUAUAACUUCUAAAGCUACUACUUCUAACAUCACAGACACUGCCAGAAUUAACGUUAAUAAUGACAAAAGCAAUAGCCUCUCAUCGCUGGGCAGACUGAGCAUUAACGCAAGAGAACGCCGUCGCAUGCAUGAUCUUAACGAUGCAUUAGAUGAAUUAAGACGGGCCAUUCCAUACACAGGUUCUCUUGCCGCAGGGACUGCCGAGAUGAGGUUACCUCUGCCGGACGACAACAGUGAUGGCGGUUUCGACGAUAUCAAUUGCCACAAUAAUGGUUUUGACACAGAAGGAGUCUUGGCAAGAUCAUCAAGUCCCUUGGCAGGCUUACGAAGGCGUUUCGCAACCUCUGAGAUUGAUAGCGUUGUUGGACCUCGGCGACUCUCAAAGAUUGCCACACUACUGCUUGCUCGCAACUAUAUUCAAAUGCAGGCAGAUGCAAUUGAUGAGCUCCAAGGAAUUCUCACUGGAUUGAUGGUGUUGGUCAACCAACUGAUGAUAAGAUUAGAGACCACAAAGGCAACUGAGGGUGAUGUCAUUGCUGAGGCAACUAAACCUGGCCUAAUUAUGCUUUCCAGGGGCCAGACAAACGGCCAUAAUUGUGGUCCCAAGGCAAACGAACAACUAGAGGCGGCGUCCUAUAGUGGAAUUUGUGAAAGCCUGCAUUUGGUCAAAAAACAGUCAAAAUGGCGACUUGAGACAGACAAACGAUUUGAACAAGUGAAUCUAGUUACCCCGAGUGAUAUCAAUGGGGUGAGCAGCUGUGGAAAGCCAGUUAAUGCAAUAGAGACAAGCAGAAUUAUAGAAUUAGGACGAUUGCCGCCUUCGAUUUCCAGAGAGUUAAUAGCUAGUUGUGAUCAGUCGCAGAAGAUAGAACAGCCAAAGACCUUUCAGAUGAAAGCCCUAGAUGGACGAUUUUCUUCCAAUGUCUGCGAAAAUUGCGAUGAUGCUCAAAUACCUGCA